Stegastes partitus (bicolor damselfish) is the source of this 1101-nucleotide messenger RNA. RefSeq names its product peripherin 2-like b (gene prph2lb). The record is from RefSeq and is a predicted model, not a curated record. Bases 1 to 1101 code for a protein of 366 amino acids. The transcript has 3 exons. Lineage: Eukaryota; Metazoa; Chordata; Actinopteri; Pomacentridae. Gene Ontology annotation, cellular component: plasma membrane. Gene Ontology annotation, biological process: visual perception.
AUGGCAGUUUUAAAAGUCAAAUUCACUAAAACCAAGAGGGACAAGCUGGCCCAGGUGCUGUGGAUCCUCAACUGGAUCUCAGUGGUCACGGGGGCCAUCCUCUUCAGCCUGGGGCUCUUCCUCAAGGUGGAGAUCAACAAGCGAGGGGAGCUGAUGGCCGAGAGGGACAUCCAGUACGUGCCCAACAUGCUGAUAGCUGUGGGUCUCAUCGCCUGUGCCAUCAACUUCCUGGGCGGGAAGAUCUGCUACGACUGCGUGGACACCACCAAGUUCUUGCGCUGGAAGCUGAUCAUGCUGCCCUACAUCAUAUGCACCUUCUUCUUCACCUUCUGCGUGCUGGUGGGGGCCCUGAUGUGCUACAGCAUGCGUGGGGAGCUGGAGGAGUCUCUGAACUUGGGGCUGACGGACGCCAUCAGGUUCUACAAGGACACGGACACGCCGGGGCGCUGCUUCCUGAAGCGCACCGUGGACCUGCUGCAGAUACACUUCCAGUGCUGCGGAAACAACGGCUACAGAGACUGGUUUCAGAUCCAGUGGAUAAGCAACCGCUACCUGGAUAUGUCCGAAAAGGAGGUGAUAGACCGGCUGAGGAGCAACGUGGAGGGCAAGUACCUGAUGGACGGUGUCCCCUUCAGCUGCUGCAACAUCAACUCGCCCCGGCCCUGCAUCCAGCAGCAGAUCACCAACAACUCGGCUCACUUCAACUACGAGCACCAGACAGAGGAGCUCAACUUGUGGAUGAAAGGGUGUCGCCAGGCGCUGCUGGAGUACUACACCCACAUCAUGCAGUCCAUUGGCCUGGCGGUCCUCAUCACCUGGCUGUUUGAGCUGUCGGUGCUGACGGGGGUCCGUUACCUCCAGACCUCGCUGGAGAACGUGCUGAGACAAGGAGACCCCAACUCCGAGUCCGACGGCUGGCUGCUGGAGAACAGCUUCAUGGAAACGGCUCGCACCAACCUGAACAUCAUCAAGAGCCUCGGCAAGAACAACCACAUCCACACGUCCAACAACGGAGACCCCAACAUCAACGUCCCCUCCACCUCCAAAGCCCACUACGGGCCGGACAAUGUUCCACCGAAGCAAAUAACCGAAGGAAGUUGA